Molecule: messenger RNA, 564 nt
Organism: Quercus lobata
Lineage: Eukaryota; Viridiplantae; Streptophyta; Magnoliopsida; Fagales; Fagaceae
Exons: 1
Coding region: 1-564 (187 amino acids)
Molecular function (GO): RNA-DNA hybrid ribonuclease activity; nucleic acid binding
Source: RefSeq, a predicted model, not a curated record
AUGGCUAGAAGUUCCAUUGAGGACUUCUCUGAUGCAGCAACCAUUGAUUUUUCUGCUCCUAGGCCGACUCUUGCUGGUUGCUGGUCCCCUCCACCUCCUGGUGUAUUCAAGAUUAAUGUGGAUGGAGCCUCUUCGGACCUUGAUGGAACCUCUAGUAUUGGAGUCAUCAUCAGAGAUUGCAAUGGUGAAACUUUUGCUGUCCUCUGCAAACCUCUUCAGUCCCACUUUCCAGUGGAAUUAACGAAAGUCCUUGCUUUGGAGCAAGGUAUUUUGCUCGCCCAAGAUCUGCAGCUCACUCAUGUGAUGUUUGAAAGUGAUGCUUCCAAUGUGAUAGAUGCUGUCAAUGAUUCUGCCUUAGGGACUCCAUUUGGGCACAUUAUUCAGGACAUUAUUCAAGCCAAAGAAACCUUUUCUUUCUGCUCUUUUAGGCACCUAAACCGGGCUUCUAAUUAUGCAGCUCAUGAGCUUGCUCUCUUUGCCCGUAGGAAUGGAUCUCAUCAUUUGUGGAAAGGGGUUACUCCCUCCUUUUUAGAAUCAACUGUACAAGCAGAUUUACUGCUCUAA